AUGAGUGACAACGCUCCAUCCUUGCCCCAGCUCCCAGGCAGCGGUGCCACCCCUGCGGAUCCAGACAAGGGAUGGAUUGCGGCUAUCGUGGAUCGGCUGGUGCCGAAGUUUCAAUCUGGCGGUGUUGCUUCCUCCACGGAUCCUGCAAUGCAAACUGAUGAUGCUGGCAAGUGA
Puccinia triticina is the source of this 174-nucleotide messenger RNA. RefSeq lists its product as uncharacterized. The record is from RefSeq and is a predicted model, not a curated record. Bases 1 to 174 code for a protein of 57 amino acids. The transcript is spliced from 2 exons. NCBI's taxonomy places the organism in Eukaryota, Fungi, Basidiomycota, Pucciniomycetes, Pucciniales, Pucciniaceae.